Eimeria necatrix is the source of this 2199-nucleotide messenger RNA. RefSeq lists its product as hypothetical. NCBI's taxonomy places the organism in Eukaryota, Apicomplexa, Conoidasida, Eucoccidiorida, Eimeriidae. The transcript has 3 exons. The record is from RefSeq and is a predicted model, not a curated record. The coding region runs from base 1 to 2199 and encodes 732 amino acids.
AUGGCGCAUGCAGUCCCUCCACUGCCUCAGUAUGCAGCUACAGCCGCUGCAGCUGUAGGGCAACAGCAACUCCAACAGCAGCAGCUCUUUCAGCUACAAGACAUGCGCCUUCUCGAGCUCCGCGGGGGCUCACCGCGUGAGGGACUUGGGCUAGCUGGUCGGGACGUUGUGUGUCUCAGCAAGGACGCAACGGCUGCAGAUGCUGUCUCUCCGUCUUUUGCUGUCACGGAGUCCCUUGAAGCGGUCGCUGCUGCUGCUCUUCACCGCUGGCAGCAGGCAGAAGCAGCAGCGUCAGGUCUGCCACAAGCGGCAGUAGCGGCAUCCGAAAGGGACGACAAACCAUUUUGGGAAAGUCUUUGCGAUCGCAUUUUUUCGUCGAGAGAUCUCCUACCGGUGUCGUCUCUUUCUGCAUUGCUGCGCCUCAUCUGCUGCAGGUAUGCUCCAAGAGCAACAGCAUCAGUGCCGUACUUCCUGCAGCACUUUUAUACGCAGCCGCUGGACAGCAGCACGAAACGCCAACGCCAACAGCCCUUGCAACAGUACCGACUGCCGUCUCAGAGGCCUGUUAGCGCGUCUCUGUUGCUGCCGCUGACUCGCGAGUUUAUUGAUGAUAUGCAUUGUAUUUCCGCUACUGCUGCUGCGAACAUUGCUGCUAUAUUCGCUGCCAGCAACUGCUUCAGCGUCGAGCUGCUGCAGCUGCUGCUUCGGCGCAGCAUUGAUACUUGGAUGCUGCCUGAAGAUAAGUUGCUGCUACAGAGGCAAGAGCAGCAACAACAACAGAAGCAGCUGCGGCAGAUAUUCGCUGUUAAGCCGGAAGCUGUCAGCCGCUUCUCCGCACAAGAAUUCGCCGUUUUUUGUUCCUCGCUGCAGCAUCUGCUGCAGCAGGCGCAGCUGCGCCAGCCGCAUUUAUUGCUGUUUUUGCCCCUUUCGGAGUUCCUUAGCAGUGCAGCAAGUUUGUUGCUGAGCAGUAGCAAAGUAGAAGACUGCCUUCAGCACAAUGCUGCAUUGGGAAGCCUCGCAGCUCUUGCUGCCGAUGCCCUCCAGCAAUUGAAACGACAGCAGCAGCAGCAGCAGCAAGAUCAGUUGCUGCAGCUUGUCAAGGCGAGCGAGGUGCUGUUGCGGGCGAGCGAUGCUUUUGUCUCACGUGGUGAAGAGAAAGCAUCAGAAGAAACGACUACAAGAGCAGCAUUAGCAACAGCAGCGUUCAGCAGCAAAGAGACGGCAAGGCUGAUGAGCCAUCUUUCGACUUUUCGUACUCCCGAUUCUUUCUCGUCGCCGCAGCAGGAAAGACAAAAGCAAGGGAAGCAGCCUCAGGAACUCCCUGACAAGGUCCAAGGGAUCAAUUCAGGGCCUGCUGGAGGAGUUUGUGCGAACUCGGCGUUACAGCAUCAGCCAGGCGCCGCCACUUUGCUGCACUUGUUGCAGCAGGUCGAACUGGAGUUGAUGCAGGAAAACUCUUUGUUACAGCAGCAGCUCCAGCUUGUGCCCGAUCAGGUCAAUGGGGCUGCAGUAGCCUAUGAUGAUGCAUCAGGUCACGUAAAGUACACUCGUCUGAAUCCGUGGGAAGCACCUACUGUGGAGACAUUGCAGCUGAUGAAUUCCGUAAGUGCAGCGAUAGCAGCAACAACAACGGUACUUUUGCAGCCGUUGCUGCUGAAACGGUAUCACGGGAACGCAAAACAUCCGCAGCAGCGCCGACGGCUAUUGGAACUGCUAGAAGAGGUGGGAUCCCCGGCUCUAGCCGAAGCAGAUCCGUCUGGCACGCUGGUACAAGCUGCAGCAAGGCGUGUCGUACGUAUGGUGUUCGCCAUUAUAGCAGCGGCGGGGGCUUCCCUGCUACCACGUGCUGCAGAUGCAUGCAGAGCGCUGCUUCUGCUUCUGUUGCUUCCCCCGGAGGCGCCACAUCGGCGGGAGCUGCAGCACGCACACCUUCUCGAGGAGACAAGCAGGCGCUUCGCGGAACUGACGUUGCAGGAGAAGAGGCGCCUCAGUGUGGCGGUCUCUGCGCUCGGCAUAACGGACCCAUAUAUCCGUCACUACUGCCGCGUGCACGGCGUGCGGCUGCAGCACCGUCUGCGUAUUUCUGCCGCACGUAGGAACGUUGCAGCAACAGCAGCGGCCACAGGAGCUCCCAAUGAUUCCGCAUCUGAGGCUGCUUCCACUACUGCAGCUGGCACAGCAGGCACAAAGCUGCGCUAG